UGUUAGACUCUCACUCCAUUUCGCAUUGUUUUGUGCCCUGCGUGUGUUCUGCAGCAUCAUGACAAAGCACUCUGCCCAAGGAGUGAAGAAGCACUUCGAAGAAAUCGCUCCGUCCGGCGCGUUAGACAAGGGCAACAAGAGGAGGAGAUGCAGGUACUACGACCAGGUGAGAACCGGGACCGCAUCUCGGCUGAGGACGCACUUCCUGAAUGGUGCUUGCACUGUCGAGCGUCUGAGGGACACAAUCAGCAAGGAGGAAUUGGAGCAGAGGGUGGAAGGAAGAAACGCCGCCAUUGCAGAGCUUGGGGGAUUGGUUCCCGGAGCAGCUGGUCAGAAUGACCGUGACUCCUCUUCGGGCGAGGACGAGAAUGAUGCGGAUGAUGUGGUCACUACCGAUGUGCACACGAAGAUAUUAGCAACAGCCACCAAACAGACUAAGAUCACCGACAGUGCAGCAAUCAUCACGAAGAACGAGGAAACCCAGCGUGCAGAAGACGUCCGCACAAUCCUCGAUUUGUUGAAGUUGAGUGACGAAGUCGGCCCAACGAUCAGCAAGAUCUAUGGGCGCAUGGACGAGGUUGUGGAGAGCUUACGGAAGCAGGAAUGUUUCACAGACGUGGAAAAGGGGGAGCUUGAGGAGAUCAUCAUGCGGAGGUGGAACACGAUGACUUCUCCGCUGCAUUGCGCAGCGCUGCAUUGCGCAGCGAUGUUUCUUGAUCCUUAAUUGGUGUACAACAGAUGGAACCAACAUCUAUUGGACAAUCUUGCGAAGAAGCCUGAUGAAAAGGAGGAGGCAAAGAAGAAGAAGCCAUGGAGGAACGGGGUUGGGGACUUGACACCGGAGCAAUUGUGCAAAGAGGCAAAGAAGAUGGUGGAGGAGUGGAGAGCCAAGUUGCACAGGGAUAGGGAGGAGGGAGAGGAUGGCCAGGGAGAAGAAGAUGACGACGACUACGAUGGUGGUGUUGAGAACGUCGCCACGGCAAACCCCAUCGCACGCCAGCGGGCCAACAGCAGCUUCCUUGAGCUCGAAAGGGAGCUCAACAAGGACCUGCCUUCAUGGAGGAAGGUCAUACGGCCUUCCAAGUACCUCGGCCGGUUGCAUUUAGAGGAAUCUCAGUGUGCGAGCAAGACUGUCACUCACGAGCACGCUGAGAAGUAUAUCAGUGCGAGAGUUGAAGCGUGUGCACCAAAUGUGAAGGCACCCGCGAAUAGGCCUCGAGGGCGACCGCGGAAGGUGGCACACGUGCAGGAUACUGCAGCAGACGUGGUAGCUAUGGUGGAAAGUGGAGAGGCAUGUGAGCGGGGGAGCGAACAGGAUGUUGCUGUUGAGGUUGCAGCGAAGAGCCCUCGAGGGCGACCGCGGAAGGCCUCACCAGGAGAGGAGAUGCAGGUGGAGGCCACCCGCCCCGAGGCAGAGGGCGAAACAUCUCGGAAGGGCAGGCCCGAAGCCGAAGAGCGGGAGGACAGCAACAUGGACGAAUCUUCAGAAUCGUCGGGUGCUGAUUCUGAAGAUGAGCCGCUUGCAAAAAAAUAACGCAAAGAUUAGAGGAGAGAGAGAGAGAGAGAGAGAGAGAGAGAGAGAAAGAGAGAGAGAGAGAGAGAGAGUACGAUGCGGUCGAGGAGUGGAGGUACGUCAUUUUGUUUAUCUUUGCAAGGGUGUAAUACAGUGUGUAUGUUAAACCAAAAGUGUGUACUUUGAAACUACCACAAGUGUGUACACUGUACUACUACUACCCAGCCCGUGAUGCGGUAUGGUACACCCAUAAUCUGUUGAUAAGCAGACCUGAAUUCGAAUUCAUAUUGGAAUGAAACGAGUACAAUAAG
This is a messenger RNA of Chara braunii, 1824 nucleotides long. Lineage: Eukaryota; Viridiplantae; Streptophyta; Charophyceae; Charales; Characeae. The record is from the annotation of a GenBank genome assembly.